This is a messenger RNA of Pogoniulus pusillus (Red-fronted tinkerbird), 3838 nucleotides long. RefSeq names its product X-ray repair cross complementing 5 (gene XRCC5). NCBI's taxonomy places the organism in Eukaryota, Metazoa, Chordata, Aves, Piciformes, Lybiidae. Gene Ontology annotation, biological process: DNA recombination; telomere maintenance; double-strand break repair via nonhomologous end joining. Gene Ontology annotation, cellular component: nucleus; Ku70:Ku80 complex. Gene Ontology annotation, molecular function: telomeric repeat DNA binding; DNA helicase activity; damaged DNA binding. The record is from RefSeq and is a predicted model, not a curated record.
GCCCCUGCCGCGGAACGCGAGGUGAGGCUGCUGGUUCCCGGCGGCGAAUGACGCGGCGGACGCCGGCGCAUCGCGCUGCGGAAACGGCGAGAUGGCGCGCAAGGUGGCUGUAGUGCUGUGCCUGGAUGUAGGCUGCACAAUGAGCAGUUCUGCUCCUGGUGAGGAAUCUUCACUUGAACAAGCCAAGAAGAUUAUGACAAAGUUUGUGCAGCGACAGGUUUUUGCUGAGAGUAAAGAUGAGGUUGCUGUGGUUUUGUUUGGUACUGAUGGUACUAGGAAUGACCUUGCCAGUGGAAAUCAAUACCAAAACAUUACUGUACAUAGAUCACUAAUGCUACCAGGUUUUGAUUUGCUGGAAGACAUUCAAGAUGUGAUUAAACCAGGCUCUGAAGAAGCAGACUUUCUGGAUGCAAUUAUUGUGUGUAUGGACUUGCUUCAGAAGGAAACAAUAGGAAAGAAAUAUGAGAAGAGACACAUUGAACUGUUUACAGACCUUAAGAGUCCUGCCAGUGAGGAUCAGCUGGAAAUUAUUAUUGCUAACUUGAAGAAAACAGGAAUUUCACUUCAGGUCUUUCUGCCGUUUCCAGUGGAAGUUGGUGAUGGAGAUACAAGUGCCAGCAGGCAUUCUCAUAUGCACAGGAACUCUUUUCCGAGAAAGGGUUUAACUAAGGAACAGAUGGCAGGCAUUGGCGUGGUGAGGAAACUGAUGCAUGCUUUGGAUGAAGAAGGAGGGCUGGAAGAAAUUUAUACUUUCAGAGAGAGCCUAGAGCGUCUUUCAGUGUUCAAGAAAAUAGAAAGAAGACCUAUGCCUUGGCCCUGCCAGCUCACUAUUGGUUCUAAUUUGUCUAUAAGGAUUGUGGCCUACAAAUCAGUCACAGAAGAGAAGUUGAAAAAGAUUUGGACAGUUGUGGAUGCUAAAACCCACAGAAAAGAUGAUGUGCAAAAAGAAACUGUUUACUGCUUGAACGAUGAUGAUGAGACAGAGGUUCAGAAAGAUGAUACUAUUCAAGGGUUUCGCUAUGGGAGUGAUAUAGUUCCUUUUUCCAAGGAAGAUGAAGAGCAAAUGAAAUACAAAACAGAAGCCAAAUGUUUUUCUGUUUUGGGAUUCAGCAGAUCCUCUCAGAUACAGAGACACUACUACAUGGGCAACCAGGUUCUGAAGGUCUUUGCAGCGAAAGAUGAUGAGAAUGCAGCAGUUGCUUUUUCUGCCCUUGUUCAUGCGUUGGAUGAGUUGAAUAUGGUAGCUAUAGUGCGUUACGCUUAUGAUAGAAGAUGCAACCCGCAAGUUGGAGUCGCUUUUCCAUAUAUUAAGGAUGCAUACGAGUGUCUCAUCUACGUGCAACUACCCUACAUGGAAGACUUAAGGCAGUAUAUAUUUUCAUCCUUGAAAAACAGUAAAAAGUACGUUCCUACAGCUGAUCAGCUGUCUGCCGUGGACUCUUUGAUCGAUUCUAUGAAUUUGGUUUGUGAAGAUGAGGAUGGAGGAACUUACGAGGACCUAUUUAAGCCCAGCAAAAUCCCAAACCCCCAUUUUCAGAGGUUGUAUCAGAUAUUUGGAAUGAUAAGUGACAAGAGCCAGAAUUUAAACAGAAACAUCAAGCUAAAUUAUAUCUCUGGAAGUAGUGUGUUGCAGCAUAAGGCUUUUCACCCCAAUGAGCCGCUGCCACCAGUGGACCAGCGGCUUUUAGAGAUGCUGGAGAUGCCCUGUGUGGUAAAAGAAAGGUGUCAGGCUCCUCUUGAAAAAAAUAAAAGCACUUAUCCCCUAAAGAAGUUGCAAGGAAAAAAGAAGGAAGAAGACUGCUCAAGACAUCUUCAAGACAACAGUGAAGAUGAACCUAACCCCAAGAAACCAAAAAUUGACGAUGAGGAUGGUAGCUUUAGUAUCAUAAAACUUGCUGAAGGCAACGUCACCUCUGUUGGCAGUGUUAACCCAGCAGAAGAUUUCCGAAUUCUGGUGAGGCAGAAAAACGCUGACUUCAAAGAUGUGAGUCAGCAGCAAAACCGCAUUGAUCAGUUCCUAGAAAAUAAAGGUUCACAAUACUACAUGAAAGCUAUCAACUGUAUCAGAGUUUUCAGAGAGGAGACUAUGAAGCUCUCCAAGGUGCAGUGCUUUAAUGAUUUUCUGCAGGCCCUGAAAUCCAAGGUGGAAGAUAAAGCCUUAGCUGAUUUCUGGGAGAUCAUGGUACAAGACAGAAUUUCUUUGAUCACUAAAGAUGAAGCAGAGGAAAGUUUGGUGACUAGUCAAGAGGCUGCUAAGUUCUUGGCUCCAAAAGAAAAGAAAGAUGAAACCCUUCCUCCCCCAGACGAAGGUGGUGAUGUUGAUGAUUUGCUGGACAUGAUGUGACCAGGCAAUAUAUGGUGUCUGUACAAGCAAAGGUCUGGAGGAGACCUCCCUGUGAGAUGUGGCGCAAAACAGAAGACUAAUGAGAAGACAGUGUAUCCAUCUUUAUUCUCUCAAGUGAGAAAUCCAAGAGACAUUUCCAGUUGGUUUAAAUCUCAUCUGGCUUUUCAAACUGGAAUAACUUGAAGUAUUUGUGGAAUAAUGGUACCUUUAAGGCAUUUCUCUGGCUUUUGUUUUUCUUUUGUUCCCCUUUUUUUUCCUUUAGCACACUGAAUCUAGCUUAUCCUUGGUAUUGCUUUCAGCUAAACACUACCAAGUUUAAUGAGAAUCUGUGCUGGCACCUAAAAUUCUUCUUGCAUCACUUGGGAAGGAAGACAGAAUUGUCAAGUUGAGGUUACCAGGUGGUGCUGAAUCUUUAGUGAAGGUAGCUCCAUAGCAUUACUCUUAUAGAAGGGAACAGGUCUCUAUUUUCAAAGAUUUGCCCUAUUAAAAACAAACAACCAAAUGACAACCCUCACAAAAAAAAACAAACCCAAAAAUGAGUCACAAAGCAAUACCUUGAACUCCACAACAGCAAAGCCAAGUCUGCUGGUUUUGUCACCAAAAUGGCUGCUUUUGUCACCAAAUCCAUAAUUAUGGUAGUUUCUGUACUACAGGGUCUCUGUCCUUUUAGCUCAGUAGCAGCUCAGUAGGCUCUAUCCCUUUCUGUUGCACAUUUUCCUGUUUCAUAUGCUGAGAUUUCCAACUUCUUUAGACUUUUAACUCCAGUGUGGUUACUGUAGGUGCUGCUCGUGCUAAAAGUACAGAUGACUCGGUUACGUCUGCGUGUACAUUGCUAUGUUAGCAGUCUGUCUGCAGAGGAAUCCAGGAGAGCCAUAUGCUGACACCUGUGAUAGAUAACUAGCAGUAGUUAGUGUUGGUAACCAAAAUGGAGUACUAUCAGCACAGAGCUAUCCAAAGUAGUCAAAUACCGCUUAGAAAGAGAUACUCCAAAUACAGAUCUGGAGAGACAUUAAUGACACCUUCACAGGUACUUUUUUGUGACAAGGAUUAAUUCCUUUAGAGGCUCUUGCUUCAUUACUGCAAAUGUAUAAUGUGCAAAGUGGCAUUAAGAUCAUCAAAGAGAAAAAAAUCAUGAGCUGUGUCAAAUAAUGCUUUGAAAUAUCUGUAUUUUAUACUCAACAACAGUGUGGGGGUUUUGCCCCUACCUGCCUACACAGUGGCUUGCUCCUUCCUCUCAUGAUUUGUGCUGACUGACUUCAUGCAGACUUUGAUCUGGUGUCUCAGAUGCCUAUGGCAGGUAGUAGGUGACCUUUCCAGACCUUCAGAGCAUUCAUGUCUCAGGAAGAUGUUUUUCUGAACAGUUCGUAAGAAAUACUUGGUCAGUCCAUUGUUUUGUAUGCCUCUUAAGGCAAAUUUACAGAGUGAGCACUGACUGGGUUGGAGUUCUCUACAUGUUAUUAAUGUGUCUCACUAAUAAAAUGUUCUUUAAGAUUU